Molecule: messenger RNA, 30435 nt
Organism: Pelobates cultripes (western spadefoot toad)
Lineage: Eukaryota; Metazoa; Chordata; Amphibia; Anura; Pelobatidae
Source: the annotation of a GenBank genome assembly
CCUCCCCUCCUCUCUCCUCCUGGCUGGCUCGCGCUCUCGUCCGCCCCCCCCAUUGGCCGUCGGGCAAGCCAGUCUGCCGCUGACGUCAGGCACAGACAGGGAGGGCGGGGCCCGGAGCGGCAGUCAGGUUAGGCUGCGCCGAGCCGUUUGUGAAUGGGCAUGCUCCGAGCUGCGGCCUCCGUCACGUGACCGGGUUUUUUAAUGUUUACAUUCGAGGCGGUUCAGGGGUUUUCUUGUCGCCUGGCGGGGCCCGUUUCGGUUUCAUUUCCCGCGAGGAGGAGGUGGUGGAGGCGAGGAGCAGGACAAGGAGGGGCGGGCAGCUGGGCCUCAUGCUGGGCUCCUACCCGUGACAAGGGAGACAGAGGCCCGGGCGGGGGGGGCAGUCCGAUCCACCGCCUGAGAGCGAGGCAGCAUCGCGCCCAGAGACAUGGAGGAGCUGGCGGUGGAGGUGCGGGGCUCCAACGGGGCUUUCUACAAGGUAAGGCCUGCCCUGCGUGCGGGGGGUCUGCCGCCACGGGGACCGAGCGCGGAGUGCAGGCCCCGAGCUGUGACCGGGCCUGUGUGCGAAUAAUGACUUGCAAAGCUCCCCUCCCUCCAUUCAUAGGCUAUCCCUCCCCUCACCCUGCUCCCACCGCCUGCUCCCACAGCCUGCCAGGGGAGGGCAUCCCUCACAGAGCUCCCAACACUCUGCCCAGGCAGGCCUCCCCCAUGUCUGAUCUUGGCCAAGACCAUUCCCCACCUGCCAGGGCAGCAUCCCAGCCUGCCAGGGGAGGGCAUCCCUCACAGAGCUCCCAACACUCUGCCCCCAGUCUGAUCCUGGCCAAGAACAUUCACCACCUGCCAGGGCAGCAUCCCAGCCUGCCAGGGGAGGGCAUCCCUCACAGAGCUCCCAACACUCUGCCCCUAGUCUGAUCCUGGCCAAGACCAUUCCUCACCUGCCAGGGCAGCAUCCCAGCCUUCCAGGGGAGGACAUCCCUCACAGAGCUCGCAACACACUGCCCAGACAGGCCUCCCCCUAGCCUGAUCCUGGCCAGACCAUUCAUCUGUCACUGCCAUUCCCCAUCUGCCAGGACAGCAUCUCCAGACUGGCAUGGCACGUCAUUGGCACUCCCAGCAGCAUGAUGCCAGACCCUUUUUGUUAUUUCAUUAUGGACUCCACACUUAGCAGGCAUCUCGUUAUUAUGUCUAACUUGUUAUGAGAAGUAAUGGCAAACAUCCAGUAUUAUAAGGUUCUUACCUAGACCUUGUAGUACUCCAGAUGCUGUGGUCUAGAAUAGUCAUGAUUACCAUCCAGGACAUUAUCAUGUCUGGGUUGUGCAUCAUCAGGGUCAUGUUCCAAUUUUAAAAGCAUCCUCAGGCUGCAAACUGUAGAGGUUAAUAACUGGGAAUUAAAGGGAAAGAUUGUUCAAUUUUGUUGUUGUUGUGUGUCUUUGUGUUAGAAUGUUUUUGUAAUAAUGUAUCAAAAUGUGCAAAACAAAAAGAUAUUUUAGAGAGAACCUCACGUUUUCACAUCAGUUGUUAUCAAAAGGCACAUCCCUCCCCUCCGCCAGGAAAAGGCUCCACCAAUCAGGAUCUGCUCAUUUUAGUCUAUGGGUUCACAGUGUCUCAGCAGGAGUAUAGAGGAACAUUAAUUUACUUCUAAGCAACAAUUCCGCUCAUCGCAUGGAAUGAAUGGAGCUGCUUUAAAGGACCACUAUAGUGCCAGGAAAACAUACUCGUUUUCCUGGCACUAUAGUGCCCUGAGGGUGCCCCCACCCUCAGGGACCCCCGCCCGCCCGGCUCUGGAAGGGGGAAAGGGGUAAAAACUUACCUUUUUCCAGCGCUGGGCGGAGAGCUCUCCUCCCCCUCUCCGCCUCCGUUACGCCCCGCCGGCUGAAUGCGCACGCGCGGCAAGAGCUGCGCGCGCAUUCAGCCGGUCACAUAGGAAAGCAUUCAUAAUGCUUUCCUAUGGACGCUGGCGUGCUCUCACUGUGAAAAUCACAGUGAGAAGCACGCAAGCGCUUCUAGUGGCUGUCAAUGAGACAGCCACUAGAGGAUUAGGGGGAAGGCUUAACCCAUUCAUAAUUAUAGCAGUUUCUCUGAAACUGCUAUAAUUAUGAAAAAAUGGGUUAACCCUAGAAGGACCUGGCACCCAGACCACUUCAUUAAGCUGAAGUGGUCUGGGUGCCUAGAGUGGUCCUUUAAAAAUAAACUUCAGCCAUACUGCAGUUCUGUGUUGUGAACCAGGCUGAUGGGGUAAAAGUAAGUGCAGGAUUAUUGCUGCACCAAAAAAUACUGUAUGCAAAGUUAGUAUAGGCCUCAAUAUGACCCUUUAAAAAGGAUCUGUCCAAUCCCUGAUUUUAGUAGAGCGAAAUGGGUAACUGAAAGUUGGCUAUUGGUUGUGCUAAAACUAUAUUUAAAAAAAAAUAAAAAUAAACACAACACUUUUUUUAAAUUCAUAUUCUCUGUCCAGCAACACUGGGGCAUGCAAAUUAUUUAAGCUCUGUAAAGCUGUGCGCAUGGGACAUGCGCACACACACACAACAUUGGUGCAGGGAACCCCUCACACUCCUGCUUUUAUUAAAACCAAUAUGGUUACUUCUUUCAUGAGUAACAGUUUCUCAGAGAUUGUGAAUGCACCUCAUAAGAUAAACCUAAUUCUUUUACUUGUUCGUUCACAUAGUAUGAACCAUGUUGAUACAUGAAGGUACCAUAUAUGUUGAGGACCUUGGCUUACAAUUUUGCACAGAGCUACUUGUUUUUUUUUUUGACUGAUGGGAGUCCAUUUGCUGAAGCAAAGCAUUGAGGUAGGAAUUAAGAGUAGAGGAGAGUUCAAAAUAACCACAAGAUAGAUAGUUACAUAUUAUGAAUAUGAAGAAAGCCAAUAAACAUGAGCUGCAAUGGCUAAUCCUAGCAUUGACACAGUUUGGUAUUUUUUUGCUCUUUUAUUUUUAUUUUUCAUACUCAAAUGUAUUUAGUCUUUGCAAAAGAAAAUUAUGUAGAAUAGCCUAUCUCUUCUGCACCAUGCCUUCAGCCUAAAAAUACUUCCUUCUUGCCGAGUUCUGUACUGAGGUAUACGAUAAAAUGAUUUGUCCACUCUAAUUGGACUAAGUUUUGUUCUGGUACUCUUUACCAGAUUUGGAGGUUCAUUUUGAAUUGGACUGCAAUCCGUCCGAAUUAGGCCGAUCAAAUGAUUGAAUCAAUGAUUGAAUUCAUGAGCUCAGAGUCAAAAUGUUCUGUAAUCACGAACCAACUGAAGUGUGCAAUUGCUUUGGGGGUGUGCUUCCUGAUUCCACCCAUGGUGCCUAAAGAGGGAUUAUUGAUGGCUAUGCAACAGUCACUGAAUGUUGAUUUUAUUCACAGAUCAGUGUGUGUGUGUGUGUGUGUAAUAAUAUAAAUUAUUUAUAUUUUUACUGCUCUUGUUUUUCUUGCUUUUGGAUACUUGUUCACACUAGAUCUGUGAACCAAUUGGUGGGGAAAUGCUCCUAUCUGUUUUAUGCAGUACACUGGACCUAUUUUGCUCCCUUUGGUUUGCCUGAUUUCGUCCCUGAACCAGGUUUUUGGUACCGAUAUUCUGCCUAGCUGAACCAACAUUCUGCUAAUUUGGCCAAAUGUUCCUGUUGUGCAUAAGUCUACUUUAUCUCUGUUUGUCUGCAGAAUUCUAGUACUUUAACAAUAAGAUAGAUAUAUAUAGAUAUAUAUAUAUAUAUUUUAUUUAUUUUUUUUAGCUAGGUAAACUAUAUUUCUGUAAACAUUAGAUCCUUGAAACAAAAAUAAAAAAUUUCAAGAUUUCCUUUAAAAUGUACUCCAAUAGAAAUAUAUUUUUAGUAAUUAAAAAAUGGUAAAAUAAUUUUGUCAAAUGCCAUUGCCUGAAUUAAACGAUUACUAAAGUGCAUCAUUUUAUUACUCCGUGUCCAAAUAGAAAACAAUUGUAGACAAUUAUCUAAACCUCUUAAAUUCAAGUGAAACCUUUGUUUGCUUUUUUGGAAAUCACAAUUCUUCCUGAUAAUCUCAAAGCAUGCUGAUAAAUAUGUAAAAUCUAUUAAUGUGUUUUUGUUUCAUUUUUUUCCUAGGCAUUUGUUAAAGAUGUACAUGAGGAUUCCAUAACCGUUGCCUUCGAAAAUAAGUAAGCACAUAAAAAUGUGAUGACAUCUAUUUUUGUAUUAGUGAGACUCCCCUCCCCCUUCACUUUUUCUUAAAUAUCUUAAUUCUGGCUUAUUGUGUGAACAAUGUGUAGUUUAAAGGUAGUUGCACGCUGGAUAUUUAUCAUACUUUAAAAACAGCUAAUUAAUAAAGUACAUGUUAGAUUUUAUUUUUAUUUUUUAAUAUUCAAGUAUUCAGCUCUAUAGUAAAGUUUUAAAAAUCUUGGAAUGACCUUUUAUUCCUCAAUUUGCUGAAUUGAGGUAGUUUUACAAGUUAAAAAAAAUGGACUUUGCUCUACUUAGAAUAUUACUAGCAAUGAAAAUGGUUCUGAAAUACAAAUAAGCAUUUCUCUGCAGUUUGUGUUGAACAGAUUCAUAAUAAUCUGAGAGUGAGGUGGCUUAACAUUUGGCACUGCAGCUGUUGAGUAUUGGCAGAGCAUCGGUAAAAUGUGAGCACCAACACCUGCAAUUGUAAAUGUUAACCAUCACUAUUCCACUUGCUGUUGUGCCACUGUGUGAUAGACUUGUGCUUGCAGUUGGCAGCCAGAGAGACAGAUCCCAUUCCAUGAUGUAAGGUUCCCGCCUCCUCCAAGUUCUAAUAAGGACAUCAAUGAAAGCGAUGAAGUAGAGGUAAGUACCUCAUUCAUUGUGGUAAUGUUGUGCAUGGAACCUUCAUUCCUGUGAUGUACUAAAUUUUGAACACAAUAAUAGAUAAUAAACUCUUCUUUUUUUUUUCAUUUAUUCUUUUUAGUUUUUGAGGGUGAAAGGCGAAGAUGAUUUCAUGGUAGGUUGUGAGGAAUGUCAGUUUAAUAAACAAAAGUAUUUCCUUUUACAGAUGAACCAUGUUCCCUGCAUAAUUAAACUAUGUUAUGCUUAAUGUGUACUGCUUUUCUGUCUUGACUCAAAAACAUGUUCUCAAUAUUUGUACAUUUUUAUAAAAGGAAAAUUCAUUCUUCAUGCAGUGUCACGGCAAGCUGAGUGUAAUCCACAAAAUGCUUAUUGUCCCUUAAACUGUAGCUUUCAUGAUUGUUUCAUUUUCAUCUCUAAUACCUCAAUGGGCAAAUAAUGUAUGUUUGAUCAUAAUGAACAAUGAUACAUCUCUUUACUUACUGAGAUAUUGGAUUUUAACUUGCUUUCUGUUCAGCACUGAGCACCAAGUUGCCAUUGUGAGUGUUGCGUUUAUGCAACUCUCAUCCCCUACGUAUACAAUUAACGCUUCUUGGGCACAGUUCCCCAGGAUAUUCACAUUGAUGGAGGUGACUGUGAGGGAAAGCAGCAACUUGUUCUGCUCCUGACUCUCAAUUUCAUCAUGGAUGUCUGUUGCUUUAUAGAUAAUAAAUAAAUAAAUAAAUAAAAUAAAAAAAUAAAUAAAUAUAUAUAUAUAUAUAUAUAUAUAUAUAUAUAUAUAGCUAUCAGUUCUGCUAGCACAUUGUGUAGGUGAAAUUGUGCACUCUUAUAAAAGAACAUAAAGUUGUGUAUAAGUUACACUUUUAUGCAUAGUGGACAGUUUCAGAAUGGUGCAUAAUGAUUUUAGAGUUGACCUUACAUGCUUUAUGGCUGCUAUAGGGUGCAUGUGCAACAGCCAGGACAAAACCCUCAGGUAGAAAUAUAAUUUAAUCUACAAAUUUGCUUGUAAUUUAACUAUGUGAAGGAUAGUAUAUUAAAGGAACACUAUAGAGUCAGAAAAAUAAAUGUGUAUUCCUGACCCUAUAGUGUUUAAAAACACUAUUUAAGUUGUCAUCCCCACUUGCCUCCUUUAAAUAAGUUUAAAAACGUACAUUUAUUUCAGCGCCCUGCCCUCAAUCUGGCAAAGCAUUGAAUUGGCAGAGCUUGUCAAUUCUGAUGAUCUCAGCAAAGCAAGUGAGGCGAGGGCAGAGCUAUACGCCAUGCUGACAAACAGCAUCUCCUCAUAAAGAUGCAUGGAAUCUACGUAUGUCUAUGGGGAAAGUUCAGUGCCUCCUUGCAGAGUUCCGGAGACACUGAACGUCAGUGCUUCAUGUUGUGCAGCACUGACCCUGGAUGCACCUCUACUGGCUGUCUCAGUGACAGCCACUGGAGGUGUCCCUAGGCACCAAUGUAAACACUGUCUUUUCAUGUGUCUCUGAAAGACAAUGUUUGCUGGGACAUACUAUACACACCAGAACAACUACAUUAAGCUGUAGUUGUUCUGCUGACUAUAGUGUCCCUUUAACAAUUACUUCAUACUGCACAUUUUAUAUUGGCUAAAAAUUUAUGCCAAGUAAAAUGUGCGAUAUGACUAAUUUUAAACAUAGACUAAUUUUGAACAGCUUUUUCAAGAUGUUGACAGCCGUACGCCAUAACAAAAUUAUAAUUUUAAUUCUAUUCAUUCCCAGAAAUCUACUUAUUGUAAAUACAUGUUCUAUGUCUAGGCUGUGAACUGGGUUUGAAAAAUGAAUUAAGGAUGUAAAAUAAGACUUUUUGGAUUUGAAUGCAAAACACAGUUUACUCUGGAGAAUUAUUUUAGGAUUCCAUUCACUGUUAAUAAAGUUCUUUGUGCAACUCCAACUGAAAGGACUGCAUGUGUUUUGUUUUUUUUUGUUUUUUUUUCUGUAUAAAUGUUAUAUUUGGUAAAUAUUUUGAUAAAAUGCUACUUUUGCAGAAUGUGUAUGCUUUGUUACUCACAGACUUUCAAGAGAAAGUUAGCUUUUUACUAGAACAAACCAUUAGGUCCUCUUUAUUUCAAUUUUUUUUUUUUUUUUUUUUAACAAGCUAAAAACUAAAAGUGUGUCCCUUGGUGCUGGGUCAUGCUCCGCCCACGCUCCUCCACUGCCGUCAGCCGGUGGGGGAGACCUAAUGCCCAUGCGCGGCAAUGGCCGCUUGCGCAUUAGACCUCCCCAAAGGAAAGCAUUACUCAAAGCUUUCCUAUGGGGAUUCCAGUGACGCUGGAGGUCCUCGUGCAUAGCAUGAGGAUGUCCAGCGUCGUUUACAAUACUUUUUGUGUUUUUAGAUCCCGGAAGCCCUUCUAAUAGCUGUAUCAUAGACAGCCACUAGAGGAGGACUUAACCCUGCAAGGUAAUUAUUCCAGUUUAUAAAAACUGCAAUAAAUACACUUAAGGGGGGUUGGGGGGGGGGGCACCCAGCCCACUCCAAUGGGUAGAAGUAGUCUGGGUGCCUCUAGUGUCCCUUUAACCCCUUAAGGACCAAACUUCUGGAAUAAAAGGGAAUCAUGACAUGUCACACAUGUCAUGUGUCCUUAAGGGGUUAAACCAGUUUUUGGAAGGUUCAAGGAAUGUAUGAAGUGACAUAAAAUGUCUUAACCUAGCUAUAUAACUAAAGGAACGUCCCUUAGGUACAAUGAACACCAAUUGUUUUAUAUUUAAAUUCAGUAUUUUAUCUUUGUUGUGAACAGGGUAAAGGUUUGGGGGGGGGGGAGGAUAUGGAGGUUGAAUGAGAGCUUGAAAGGGGAUUAGAAGGUUGAGGAGAGAGGUAUGAUGAACUAAAUAAAUGUGGGGAGAUGUGAUGUAUUGUAUAAUGUCAGAGAGAGAUGAGGAGAGUGAAUAAAGGAACAUGUGAUAAGUGAGGGGUGGUAAAAUGAACGUGAUUAAAUUGACAGAUUUAUAGGGAAUGAAGAGGACACCUUUGGAGAGGUAUAAUGUUGCAGUAAUGAUAGAUUAAGCUCCAUAUCCAUUAUAUCUUAUUUUGGUGCCAGGUGUCACCACUGUUAAAGGUAAAAUGGUUUUGAAUACUUUGACACUAAACUGGGUUCCCCCUGUGAUUUGAGUCUGUGCAAAAUACACAGAUCUCAUUAUAGUGGAAGUUCUCCUUCCACUUUAGCAAAAUCUGUUAUAACUAUCUUUGGAAAGAAUGUAUAUGCUGAGAGCCUCAGUUGAUAUUCUUAAUCCAAAGAAUUCCUUACAAAUGUAACAAAAUUAAUGUUACUAAAGCAAAAAGGGGUCGUUAGUUUUGGGAAUAUCUGUAAAGUAGAUAUGGACUGCGGGUGCCCUGUUAAGUGUCAAACCAGUUGAAAAUUAUUUGACUCUUAUCAGAGGACUCCUGUCACUGUUCUUGUUUGCCAUCUUAUUCCGCAGCGCUUUACAAUAUUAUAAAAUGGAACAAGACCAUUAAAAAAAAAAUGUUACAGGAACAAUGAGGGCUGCUCAAAUGAGCUUGCAGUCUAGAGGAGUCAGUCAUUAUGCCUUAAUGGUUGUUACUUAAAAUGCCCCAUUUUCCAUGAAGAAAAUGCAUAUUUUAAAGGUUUUGCCAUGAAGAUAAGAAAACAUGGCUCUAUCAUAUUUGUAGUCUUUACAGGUUCUGCAAAUACCUUUCUAAGUGUCAUGUCUUCUUGAUGUGUAGCAGCCCGGGGAGAAGCUAAAGGAAGAUAACCUUACUAGAAGGUUGCCCUCUGUUUGUAGUUCCUGGCGAAUCAUCUGCCAGGAGUCCACACUGUUAUACUCUUGCGAAUGUGCAAGAGCACAAACGGACUAUAGAAUUGACUGCAGAUCCUUCAUAGAUUUUCUUGCACAAUAUGCGUGAAGAUGCAUUUUUUCCACAGCCAACGCUAGAAAAAUCUGUUGGGUAAUGACAAAAGGGGAGCUUCUGAGCUUUUUUUCUUCAGUCUUGCUUUUGCCCAUAACAAAAGUUAGUUCCUAGUUUAUCUUAUGAUAUGGAGUUGGAAUUUCGAUGAAAUAUCAACAUCAACAACACUAUUAUUUCACGUUGAAGUUUACUAUAUGCAAUAUUGAGAAGUGGCAUAGCUGCCACUGUUCCAUACAAAUCUUUACAAGAAACACUAAGCAUGCAUAUCCAAUGCUUCUGCAAUUUUUGUUGAACUCCUUAUUGCCCAUAUAUUGGUUCAGCAAAAGCUAAAGCAGAACACUGAAGAAAAUUCACGUCACUUCCUUGAAUUAUGAAUGCCACCUAUCGGCCUAUGUAAUAAAUAUGUAAUACCACGUUUUGUCGUAUUUUUGUUUUACAUUGUUCACCUCUAGUGAUGUCCCGAACUGUUCGCCGAACGGUUCGCCGCGGACUCAUCAUUGAGUAAACUUUGACCCUGUACCUCACAGUCAGCAGACACAUUCCAGCCAAUCAGCAGCAGACCCUACCUCCCAGACCCUACCACCUCCUGAACAGCUCACUAAGAAUGCAGCUUCACAAUGGAUGCUGUCCAGGAGGUGGGAGGGAGGGUCUGCUGCUGAUUGGCUGGAAUGUGUCUGCUGACUGUGAGGUACAGGGUCAAAGUUUACUUAAUGAUGAGUCCGCGGCGAACAGUUCGGGACAUCACUAUUCACCUCUAGAAUUUUUGCUUUAGAACAUAACAUAAUAUCUUAUAGCCUCUAAUGUGUUUUAGCUGAAGGACAAUUCAGGAGUAAAUUUAAGAAUUUUUCUGUAUUGUGUACAUAAAGUAUUAAAAUCACUUCAAAGUAAUAACCAAAUAUUUAAAAGAUAGAGGCCGAACUUUGAAAGUGGUUGUGUGUGUGUGUGUGUGUGUGUUUUUUCAGGGAUCUGCAUUGUAUUAUGGUUAUUCAGUGUCAUGGAAGAACUGGCAGGAUUAACCCAGCCAAUCGUUUAGCUUUAAUCAUUUUGAUUUGGUGAAUUAGUGAGUGUAAAAGAGAGAUCCGAAGCACCAAAAAUGUAUUAUUGUAAUAAAGCCGUUUUGGUGUAUAGCCCACACCCUUGCAGUCUCACUGCUAAACUGUCUUUCAUUUAUGAGUUCUAUCUCAUUUGUUUUUGUUUAUGCUGUCCUAGCUACACUUUUCUUUGACUCUCAUAGCCAACAUGUAAAACUUGUUUUAUUUUUAAUCAGAUCUCAUAGCAAAGUGUGUGUGUGUGUGUGUGUGUGUGUGUGUGAAUAUAUAUAUUUUUUUUUAUUUUUUUUAGAGUUUGUCAUGCUUUGUUAACUGAACUUUAAUCACACACAAGGCUCCUGCAGGCUUGCAACAGAGGAAGAGAUAGGAAAUUCUAAAUUAAACACACUGCAAAUUUACAAAAAGUGUUUAGGUAGGCUGAGUAAAUAACAGGCAGGGAAAUGUGUCUAGGACUGCAUAAACAAAGUGACUUAACUCCUAAAUUGUGGAGAUUUGUGCAUGAAUGUACGAAGACACAUGCGAAUGCUACCUAAUUGUUCAAGUCUAUAGAGAAACACAAUCAUGAUCAGUACAGCAAUUGUACUUUUGCUAUUGACUUUAAAUAAGGAAUACAAUAAAGUAUGUUAGUGAAAAGGAAAGCCAUUGGCAACUUCUAUUCAUUUGUACAAGAGUUGCCUCAUUCAUUAUUUCAUGUAAGUAGAGAAACCAUUUCUGAUCUCUUCCCCAUAUGCACAUCAGUGUCGGAGUAAGAUUUUUUUUUAUUUUUAUUUUUUACAUUUAUUUUUUUUUUGUAAACUGUAGCAUGCCUUUACUUCCCUUCCAUACUUAAAUGGAACAAAUUAGUUGAAUAAAGAUCUUAAUUAUCAUGCAGACUAGAGACCUCAUUGAUUGGAGUGAGGCUAUAAACAUAACUUUAAGCUUGGUGGUUUUUAAAAGGAUAAUAUACUAGUUCACUUAACAAAUCCUUGCAUUGAUUAUUUGAUAUUUUCCAACUUAGGAGUGUUUUUUUUUUUAUUAUUAUUUUUUAUUUUAUUUUUUUAAGUGUGUACUGUCUAUUCUGGAAAUUACACAAAUGAAUAAAAUGUUAAAAAUAACUUGUUAACUUUUUUCAUGUGAUGAUUCUCUUUUACAUUUAUAUAAAAACAUUUAGCCAAUUACAUUAUAGUCAAGUUCGGGUAAGGCAAAUCCAGGACAAAUACUGGAAAAGAGGAGGAGAAAUAGAAAUGUUUCAUUUCUCGCUUUCUCUAUGCUGACUACCAGGUGCAAUGAAUAGAGCACAUGACAAUGAUUGACAACAUGCAGGAGCCCAGUUGCAGGAUAAAAAGUGUGAAUUUCUACAUUUCUAUUUUUGUCACACCUUACAAAUAAUUUUUGGGUUUAAUAUAGGGAUUAGUAAAUAUAGAAAUAUGAAUAAAUCAUGGGAAGUGACAUAUGCCCUUGAAGUCCAGAUUUGUUGGUUAUUCUUCAAACUUUUUAAAGCUGCUGUGGUGUCAUUGGAACAGUUAAUUAAUGAAGGCUAUUUUUUAUGGGGACUGUACGGGAUCCCUUAUUAAAAUUCAUUUGGUACUUUAGCAUGUGUUGUACAACUUUGUAGAAUGAACUCCUGUCUGCUUGCAUCCCUUAAUGUCAGAUGGCUAUUUUUUGUUAACAUGCACUGCUUUGUUUUUGGGUUUUUUGUCUAUGUAAUGGGGAAUUUAGUCUUAAUAUUUGCAAUUGUACAAAUGCAUAUAAGGAGGUGCUGAAGAUUGUUUGUCUUACAUUUAAGCAUAUUCGUAAUUUGUUCAUCUUGAAGGUCCUCUUAAUGUUUUCUAGGUCUAUUCCAGGGCGAAUGAGAAGGAGCCAUGCUGCUGGUGGCUUGCUAAAGUUAGAAUGAUAAAGGGUGAGGUAGGAAUAUGUCUGUUUUAUCCUUCUUAUAUUUAGUAUAUAUGUAAACCAUAUUAAAAUGUAUGUAUUAAAACAAAUUGAUUUGAAGAUUAGUACAUAUUUCCUAAUAAACAUAAAAAUUAAAGGACCGUUAAAUUAGGACAGAUCAAUGUUUUAAAUUAAAACUAGGAUUUUUCUUAUAUUAUUUUUUUUCCACUCAGUUUUAUGUUAUAGAAUAUGCAGCUUGUGACGCUACAUACAAUGAAAUUGUCACCAUUGAACGGCUACGAGCUGUGAAUCCCAACAAGCCUGCAACAAAAAACACUUUCCACAAAGUCAAGUUGGAAGUGCCUGAAGACUUGCGACAAAUGUAUGUACAAUCGUUAAUUUGUAUGUUAUUUAAAACACCUUUAACUUCACCUUUUAACUUACACUUCCAUAACCAAUGGAUAACCCUAUAAAUUAGGGGGAAAGAAAUGUAAAUAAAUGUAAUUUUCCAAAAUUCUAUUUUCUUCAGUAUCACGUAAAUCGGUUAAAAUUCUUAAUUUGCAAAAUUAUCCUAGUUUUCUGUGCUAUUGUUCAUUCAAGGUUUCAAAUAAAUGUUAUGCAAAAUGUUUAUUUUUUUUAUAUAGUGUCAGGAAUACAAAUGUAUUCCUGACACCAUUGCGGCUGACUCUGCCUUUGUGGCUGAGAUAUAUUUUGCUGACUUUAGGCAAUCCAGUGCUUUCCCGUAGGGCUUUCCCGUAGGGAGGCUAUUGCAUUUUCGCCGUAAAAUGCGCUAAUUAGCCUCUAUCUAUCCAUGCAGAACAUGGAGAUGCUGAGUGCCAGUACUGCACACUGUGUAGACUUGAUGGGCAUGAUAAUAGACUAGUUGGGUAUUACCAGGGCACUCAAAAAAUACAUAAAUACAUUUCUAAACAAGAAAUGUUAGUUGCAAGUCUCAACUAAGGCAUUAGUCAUUAAAAGCAAUUCAGAACUCUAAAUUAGGUGUCCCUUUCCCCAUAUUAGUUUAGAAUUAAAAGGACACUACAAGCAGAGAAUAAUCUAGGCCAGGGAUAGGCAACCUUCGGCAUCCCAGAUGUUGGGGACUACGGCUCCCUUGAUGCUUUGCCAGCAUUAUGGCUGUAAGAGCAUUAUAGGAGAUGUAGUACAAAAUAUCUGGAGUGCCAAAAGUUGUCUAUCCCUGGCCUAGGCUUAACAUAUAUCUUGUGGUGCAAAGAGCUUUUGAAUGCACUUAAUUGUAAGACGGGAGAAUCUAGGCACUAUAACAACUUGAGAUGAAAUUGGACUGGUUCCCAGAAUAUCCCUUUAAAUUAACAUAUCGCAUAUAAUUGGCACCCACACCUCUCACUUGGAGCCUAAGCUACACACAUUUUAGAAUGUGAUGGAGAGCUGCUUAAUUUGUUAGCCAUUUGUGAGAUAUUGGAAAUUUGGAUUGGGUAACCCACUGACAUUACUGUGAAUAGAUUUGUUUUUACCUAAAUGCAGUAGAGUUUCCUCAAAUGUUGAGAAAUGAGGGUCAUGAGAGAAUAUUCUAUGUUGAAACUCUUUCAGCCAUAGAAAUAUUUUAGAAAUUUUCACAAUUGGACAGCAAACGUUUUGCUCAUGUUAGUCUGUAACCUAUUCAAUUCGUUAGCAUAGUUUUAAAUAAAACCAUUUAAUUUUGCACAAAAACACCUUGUUCUUUUUAUUCCUGAUAGAGGUGUUCCAAAUUGAGUUUUAAUUGAUUCAGUCAUAUGCCUGAGCUAUGUCUCAAAUUUAUUUGACCUGACAGGUAAACGAGAGAUCAUCAUUGACAUUAAGUAACAGUAGUUCCAAUUAUCUGAAAGGCACGAGACUUCUGGUUUCCUCCUGAUUUGUGCACGCUGCCGCUGUCAUGUUUUAUAUUGACACCAAUGCAUUUUCCUUUUUAACCCCUUAUGGACCAAACUUCUGGAAUAAAAGGGAAUCAUGACAUGUCACACAUGUCAUGUGUCCUUAAGGGGUUAAAGAGUGUAUUGGUGAAGGGCUUGAGGUCCAGAAAUAUUGGCUAAAAGCAUUUUUUCCAAGUGUUGACCCUUUUAAGCACAGAUACUUGUAGUAUUUGGUAAUUUUAUUUAAAAAAAAAUACUGAUAUUGACUUGAUUCACAGUAGGUAGUUCCUCCUGUACAUGUUUGGCAUAGCAUGUAAUUUUAGUUAUUCUUUGGGCAUACAACAAAAAGCCAGUAAACAUUCAUUGGUCUUGUAAAAUAAAGUAUAACUUUUAUAAGAAUAGGAAUAACAAAACCACUGUGGCAGGAAAGUAGUGACCGUAAUAAAAAGUAGAUGACAAAUCUGAAAUGACCUACAACAUAUGUUCACACUUGUGCAGAAAGGAUUGUCCAAGUCCGUCUUACAUUUUAUCUCAUUUCAACCACAUUUAAACAUAAGCACCAAGUAUCUGGCAUAAGAGGGAAUGUUUAUUUUUACUGUUGCUCUUACGGUUCUUAGGUGGAGUCUGCAUCUACAAUACUUGGUGACAUGGAGCAUAAGAAAGACUGAUUAAUUCAUAACUCAUCGCUCUUUUGAGUUAAUCUGUCAGGUCAAAGACACAAACAAAAUAUCUCUCGUGACCAACACUGCUGGUUUCUUUAAUUUAGCAAAUAAUUUACAGACACAAUAAAUACUAACAUUACUAAUAGAAUAACUGUUUCAAUAUUAAAGUUCUAAAAUACAAAUGCAGCUAAACAUACAGAAAGGCCAAAUCUUUAACUAUCCUCUGUGUACACCUUGGCAUUGAGUAACCGUAGUGACAAUCUAGUAAGCCUUGUAUAUUUGACAUUUGGUGCUGCAAUACAGUGUAGAUAUGAUAGAGAAACUGCAAUGUUUACAUAACAGGGCUGUGGGAAAAGUACACUGCACCCAGACCACUUCUAUAAGAUGAAGUGGUUUGGGUGCUUAUAUUGUCCCUUUUUGUUCAAUAUGUAAUUUGUUUAGUAAGAUUGGAAAUAACAAAUGGACUGUUGCGGAGUAUUGUUUGUAAAUGUAAAUUGUUUACACAAUUUUAAAAUUGUCAGCCAUCCAAUCUGUUUAAUAUCCAUAAUUUCCUAAUUUUACUUUAUUAAAUUAUUUAAGAAAUCAUAUAAUUCAGCCAAGUGACAGACAACUGCAUGAAAACUCACCCGCAUGAUUUUGGUGAGAUUCUUAUUAUGGUACAGCGCUACAGAGUCUGAUGGCGCUAUAUAAAUAAUAAAAAAAAUAUCAAUGGUCUGUAAGCCCAAACUAAAAAAAUUUUUUUUUUGUUGUAUAUUGUAAAAUAAAAUGUAUUUGUUUCUAGUUCCUUCCGGUGUAUUUUUUUUUGGUUUAGUUUGUGAUGUUCUCUUCCAGGUGUGCGAAAGAAUCUGCACAUAAAGAUUUCAAAAAGGCAGUGGGAGCAUUUUCAGUAAGCUACGAUUCAGAGAACUGCCAGCUUGUUAUUCUGGUAAGAAGUAUUAGUAUAGCCACCAUAACCACCCUAAAUGUGAAUAAAAAGUUAAAAAUCCUGAAAUCAUCAGUCUGACAACAGAAGUUGUAUAGUAAUGCACUUUAUUAUUAAAGUAUUUUUUUAAAUUUAUUUCUAGCAGAAUACAGGGCAUCUAUUAACUAUACAUAAUUCUCCCCCCAAAGGUUUUUUUGAUAUUUAUAUUAAUGCAUUACAAAAUUGGGACCAAAUACAGCCUUGAGUGUCCCAGUACACAUGUGAGCACUAGUAUGAAUGGAGAUUAUCUGGGUGUGCACAGUAAAAAUAUUGGCUUGUAAUUUUCUGAACAUACUUUAAACACAGGUGCAUAUUUUAUCAUUUUACACAAUUAUGUUCACAUUGAUUUCAAUCACAUGUAUUCACUUUUCUCAAAACAAGGAUACCCAGGUAUAAUACAAAUGAUCGAAUACCAACACUCAUGCACACAAACCUAUACCUACAUUAACAGAAAAAUGUUAUUGACAAUCAACACAGUUAAUUUCUCUGCAGAACCAGUAAUCGUAUGAUAGUAAUUGAGAAGAUUUAGUAAUUUUGUGUUAUAUAUACACAUAUAUAUAUAUAUAUAUAUAUUUAAUUCCUUUCUCCUUUCCCUCUCACUGUGUUUGUAAUUCAUGUGAUGAUUGAUUUGCUCUUUUUAUUUACAAGCGUUCAUAUAUCUAUAUACAUUCCCCUCUUGUUAUUCAGUCCGUCAAUGAAGUCACCAUUAAAAGGGCAAACAUGCUGAGUGACAUGCAUUUCCGAAGUCUUCGUACUAAAUUGUCCCUGAUGUUGAGAAAUGAAGAAGCCAGCAAACAACUUGAAGUACGCUUCAAUUAUAUAUAUUUUUUCUUAUUUUAUAUCAUUAGAUAUUUUAAAAUUUAAUUAUACACUUGAGUAUUUAAAGCAUCUUAUGUGGCAUGUAUAAGUCUAUGUGAACAUAUGUCCCCAGUGCAAAUAUACCUUUCUUUGCAAUUAUUUUAUAAGAUGUUUUACAUAUUUAACUCUAUGUGCUGCAUUGUUUUUUUUUUUUUUGUUUUUUUAAAGGUACAAACAUUUUGCGUUACUAUGUUUUGUUCUAAUUAUUGUUUAUAGGGUCAGGAACACAAACAUGUAUUCCUGACCCUAUAGUGUUAACACCACCAUCUGGGCCCUUCAUGCCUCCAUAAACUUAUUGUUUAUAGGGUCAGGAACACAAACAUGUAUUCCUGACCCUAUAGUGUUAACACCACCAUCUGGGCCCCUCAUGCCUCCAUAAACUUAGUAAAAAUCUUACUGUAUUCAAGUCUGAAGCUGUAAAUCUGCAUGCUGUUAGACUCAGAAAAACAAGCAGUCUGCUGACAUGUGGUAGCCUGAUCCAAUCACAGUGCUUCUCCAUAGGAUUGGCUGAGACUGACAAGGAGGCAGAUCAGGGGCAGAGCCAGCAUGAUUCAAACACAGCCCUGGCCAGUCAGCAUCUCCUCAUAGAGAUGAAUUGAAUAGGGAUCGACCGAUAUUGAUAUUUUUUUUUUUUUUUUUUAGAGCCGAUACCGAUAUUCUGUGAACUCUCAGGCCGAUAGCCGAUAUAAUUUGCCGAUAUUCUGUACAUUUACCAUUUUGGAAAAUAAAAACUAUUUCUAAAGGUAAAUGCACAAAAUAUACAUGCCACGUGUAGUGGAUGCAGUGUGACAGGGGAGCUGUGUGUGUGUGUGUAGUGGAUGCAGUGUGUGUAGUGGAUGCAGUGUGUAUUUGUGUAGUGUGUGUGUGGAGUGAUGCAAGUGUGUGUUUGUGUAGUGGAUGCAGUGUGUAUUUGUCUAGUGUGUGUAGUGGAUGCAGUGUGUAUUAGUGUAGUGUGUGUAUAUAAUGAAAGCAGAGUGUUUGUGUAGUGUGUGGGUAGUGUGCGUAAAGUGAAUGCUGUAUAUACUAAAUGCAAAGUGUGUGUAUUUGUGUAGUGUGUGUAGAGUGAAUGUAGUGUGUUUAUAUAAUGCAGUGUGUGUGUGUGUUUGUAUAGUGUUUGUGUAGUGUGCAUUAUAUACACACUAUGCAAACACACAGCAUUAUAUACACACACUACACACACACACACUGCAUUAUAUAUACACUGCACAAACACACACUGAAUUAUAUAAACACACUACACAAACACUGCAUUAUAUACACACACUACACAAACACACUGCAUUAUAUACACAGUGUGUUUGUAUAGUGUGUGUAUAUAAUGCAGUGUGUGUUUGUAUAGUGUGUGUGUUUGUAUAGUGUGUGUAUAUAAUGCAGUGUGUAUUUGUGUGCAUUGUAUAUACAAACACACACACUGCAUUAUAUACACAGUGUGUUUGUGUAGUGUAUAUAAUGGAGAGUGUGUGAGGGGGCAUUUUUUAUUAAAUUAUUAUUAUUUUUUUUUAAUGUUUAAUUAUGAUUUUAUUUUUGUUGUCCCCCCUCCCUGCUUGUUGCCUGGCCAGGGAGGGGGGAUAUAGCAGUCCCUGGUGGUCCAGUGGCAUUGGCUGAGCUUUGUGGGGGGCAGAGAGCAAGCGCUUACUCACCUCGCAGCAGCUCCUCCAGCCCCACAGGUGCAACUCUCGCGGUCAGCGUGUCACGCGGAACGUUGCCAUGGUGACCCGCUCUGACGGCCGCGGGUCUCGCGAGAGUUACGCUGGAGGAGCUGCUGGGAGGUGAGUAAGCGUUUGAUGCCCGCUCCCCCCAGGACCGCCGGGCUUGUAAUGAACCUGGCGGUCCAAGGAUGUAUUAUCGGCAAUAUAUGUAUCUGAAUUGGCCGAAAAUACCGAAUAUCGGCGAUUAUAUUGGUAAAACCGAUAAUCAGUCGAUCCCUAGAAUUGAAUCCAUGAAUCUCUAUGAGGAAAGUUCAGUGUCUGCAUGCAGAGGGAGGAGAUACUGAAUCACAGGAUGUUGGGCACAGUGCUACCCUGUUCUCUGCUGACAGCAGAUCUGAGUGGGUGGAGGCAUACUAUGCCUCCAUGAACUCCGAAGUCCCUCUGGUUCACUCUGAGCGACUGCAACUGGAGGUGUUCCUAGCUUUCAAUGUUUACAUGAGAGACUGCAGGGAGCUGUAGUUCUCACCUGAACAACCUCAUUAAGCUGAAGUUGUUCAGGUGACUAUAGUGUCCCUUUAAAAUGUUUCUCUUGCAUACCUCACUUUCGUUAAGUUGUUCCCUGUUGUAUUUCAUCUUUCUUGUUUGGGGAAAUUGGUGUGAUUUUUAUUUUUUAUAUUAUUGCAUUUAAAAUGAAAGCCCUUCUGGAACAGUCUUAAAGAUGGAUUUUUAGUUUUUGUGGCAUUGUGAUUGCAUAGUGCCAUUAAAUAGAAGCAAUUCCAACCUUUAGAUUUUCAUAGAGUCAAACUAAUACAGUGAUUUUUCUAUUCUUGGACACAAAGUGCUUCAAUUUUUACCUUGUCAUUGGAAUUUAAGCUGAUGGAAGUUCAAAUUAUAGUAGAGAAGCAUAUUGUUAUUUCAAAGGCUUAUGUAAAGAAAAAACGCAUUUGGAGUCUUAUUAAAUAAUUUGUAGACUGUUAGAGGGAGAGAGCUGUAACGGCAUGUUUAAAAAGGUAAACUGUAGUAAACUUUUUAAAACAUUUUGCGCAAAUACGAAUUUAAGGGUCCAGGCUGCCUAUAAAUAGUUAGAGGCUCAGGUUGUAUAACUUUAUGAGAACUUUGUCAGAUUCACCAAUUUGAGAAUGCAGAGAAAGCAUUCUGAUUAUUGGUUGGACAUUGACAAGAAUGCAUCUGAUUAUUAAUAUGCCGGCAGUACUUGACACCAUCGGCAUAUGGUUUAAAAAAGAAAAAUCUAGUCCAUUGCAGAUGUUUAACUGAAUGUUUAUCAGAAGAUAAUGUUUACAUACAAAUGUUAUACUGUUCUAGUAACUAGAUGACCCUUCCUCCCACCCCCACCAUUACCUCGUUUCCCCUGGCCCAGCAUCCUUGGUUGAAAUAAUCAGUCCUGGUUCUGGUGGAGAGACUGAAUGUUGUACUUGCAUUCUUUACACUGCUCAACCUGCAGGGACGCCAAAACCACCAGAUUAAGCUGUAAUGGUAAUGGUGCCGGUAAUUGCCCUUUACAUCAGAGUCCUUGAUCAAGCUCUACAAGUUUGCACAUGUGCUCUGAAUUAUGUAAUCCUCUCUUUUCUAGACUCUUAAGUCUUGACAUCUAUUGUGUCACCAAUAUGAUUACCUCUGUUUUUAGUAAUGCUCAGCUUAAGCAAUUUUCCACUAACCCACUCUAGAAGACGAACAAGAAAGUAGUUUUUCAUUGCUCUAUUUUAUAAAUAAUGCAUUAUUAACUAUAUGAAGUUUCAAUAAUGCAAAGUAAUGAAGAUGUGCAUCUUUUAAAGUUCCUCAAUUUGUUCCUUGAGAUUUGCAACAUCUGAAUAAGCCCAGGUAAUGACUCUUAAAGGACCACUAUAGUGCCAGGAAAACAUACUCCUUUUCCUGGCACUAUCGUGCCCUGAGGGUGCCCCCACCCUCAGGGCCUUAAUCCCGCCGGGCUCUAAGGGGUGGAAGGGGUUAAAUUUACCUCUUUCGCCAGCGCCGGGCGGGGACUCUCCUCGUCACCGGCUGAAUGCGCAUGCGCGGCACGAGCCACACGCGCAUUCAGCCAGUCCAUAGGAAAGCAUUCACAAUGCUUUCCUAUGGACGCUGGCGUCUUUUCACUGUGAAAAUCACAGUGAGAAGCGCCUCUAGCGGCUGUCAAUGAGACAGCCACUAGAGGCUGGAUUAACUCAUAUGUAAACAUAGCAGUUUCUCUUCUGUUUAUAUAAAAAAGGGUUAAUCCUAGCUGGACCUGGCACCCAGACAACUUCAUUAAGCUGAAGUGGUCUGGGUGCCUAUAUGUACAAUAAGGGAGAGGGCACUCUCUUGCUUGCAUUGUACAGAGAAAACUUUAUUCUUGGACUGCCCUUCAGAUUUGAGCUGGAUCUCCCUUUUUUUCUUUGUCAUCAGCAGGUACUCAUUCCUUUUCAUUGCUAUGCAGUCUCAUAAAUUCUAACUGUAACUUGACAAGGAUGUUGUUUGCCAACCAAAUUUCCAUUUAUUAUAAGGGAGGUUUGGAUUGGAUUGGUUUAAUAAAAAGAUCUUAAUCCUGAUCCCUUUAGAGUUGGUCAAAAAAGCACUAUACUAUUUUGGGAUAAUUAAAUCUAUACGUGCUACUAUAGAGUGGGUUAUACCUGGCUUUUAUUGAGCUUUUUAUGUUUUUUUGUUUGUUUGUUUGUUUUUUUUAAUAUGUUCAAAAUGUUGUUUUUAUUAAUACUUUCUAAAUUAUUAUACUGAAUAACAUGUUAAAAUUGUAUUUAAUUUCUUGAACACAGAUUUUUUUUAUUUUUUUAUUUUGUUACUGUAGCUUGUCUCUUUGAAGGUAUAUCUGUUAUUUUUCUUUUCAGAGUUCAAGGCAGUUAGCAUCUCGAUUUCAUGAACAAUUUGUUGUACGGGAAGAUCUUAUGGGUCUUGCGAUUGGUACUCAUGGAGCCAAUAUUCAGCAAGCUAGAAAGGUUCCUGGUGUAACUGCAAUCGAUUUGGAUGAGGACACGUGUACAUUUCAUAUUUAUGGAGAGGUAUGAUUUUCAGUUAGUCAAUAUAUACUUUGUUAAAGUCAUUGAACACUACAGCAUUUCUGUAUAUAGAUGGUAUGCUUUAGUAAUACAAACCUACCUGGCCUCUACUGGGGUGUGGAUAAGGCAGAGAUUACACACUUACUUGUAGUCAUACCCAUUCAUAAAAGCAAUGGAAGCCCUGAUAGACUAAAAUCUGUCAGCCAAUCAUCCAUUGUUUUCAGGCCAAUACUUCUUAAUUCGCCAAAACAGCUGAAAGGGCAGCAUCAGGGGAUUCCAGACACUUUAAACUGUUCAAUGAGACGCAGAAACUAUGCCUACACUGUCCCAUUUAAAGGACCACUAUAGGCACCCAGACCACUUCAGCUUAAUGAAGUGGUCUGGGUGCCAGGUCCAGCUAGGGUUCACCUUUUUUACUGUAAACAUAGCAGUUUCAGAGAAAAUGUUAUGUUUACAAAUGGGUUAAUCCAGCCUCUAGCGGCUCUCUCAUUGAUUAACCCCUUCCUCCCCCCACGGCGCCACGGGAGUGGGACGAGUAUGUUUUCCUGGCACUAUAGUGGUCAUUUAAUACAUUUUCUGUGCUGAGUUAAAAACAGAGAAUUGGGUAUAUACCGGUGGUUUUUUUUUUGGAUCUGAUAUGUUUAGGCUGUGACUUUAUUUUGAUUACAUUUUCUUUGCAGAGAUAGUAAUCUAACACAAUCAACUUUCAAAGAAAAAUAAAUUAAAGUAUUUAUUUUUUAGUUUGACAUGGAUCAAACUAUUUUAAAUGUAAAUGGUAGGGGCUAUGUGCAUUUAUACACUGGGUAACUCCUAGAGCUUCACUUGCGUUUUGGUUUAUCAUUUUGUUUUAGUUUUCUUAGAAGUAGAAAAACAAAGACCCCCAUGUUGAAAUGUAUAUGCAUAAGUAUACCAUAUUUAUUUAUUUUGUGCUACAUUUGUGCUAGUUGACUGCUAUAAAUGCAAAAAGCAAGCAUGCACUGUCUAACUUUUUGUAACAGGAACUGAGACGAAUUGGUUAUUGUAACAUUACACCUAUGCCUUCCAUAUUACCCUGUUGUAAAAAGGUUUCUAGAACCUCAUGGUGAGGACUUGAUAGUCAGUGCAUACUCAAAUUUUUGUUCUGAUCUGAAUAGGUCUGUAAAGCUUUUACAUUUAUUUGCUCUGUUAGUAUCCUUGAACUUAACAGGAGAACUAAAAUUAGCAGAGGGAUCUUGACCAUUUUGUAGUCUUUGUAAGUGUUCACUGUUCCUUUUUGUAUGUUGAGCUGUACCUCUACAAUAGAAAAGUAAUUAACUAAUGUGUCAUUGUUUUAAAAAGUAAAACAAAUUCUGGUUAUUUUGUAGGACCAAGAUGCUGUAAAGAAAGCCAGGACCUACCUUGAAUUUGCAGAGGAUGUGAUACAAGUUCCUCGAAAUUUAGUAGGUAUGUACUUAUCAGUAUUUUCUUUAAUGGGUGUUUGUUUGUUUUUAAGCAUUAUUUAAAGCGCAUCAUACAGCAUGUAUUUUUUGUGAACACACCAUAGGAAUGUUUCUUCCCAGUAGAGUACUUGUGGCUCUAUGGCCUUUCUCUGCAGGUUACAGUUGGACAUCUGAAAUGCAGGUGCCAGGGAAAGCACCUGUGCAUUUCUACACACGGCUGAACAGUUCUGAGGUGAAAUUCAUUCAGUGGUUGUAAUGCAUUCAACCUGGAAUUGUGAAGCACAUGCACAAAGCAAUUAGAUGUUUCACUCCAAAUUAAAAAAGAGAAAGGCAAGCUCUUAAGAAUGACUGACUCCUCAUAUGAAAUUUUGAGAUUGUUUACCCAAGCUGUGGACUUAUCCAUCCAAAGAACACCUUUUUGGCUAAGAUCAUGGACAGCUGAUACAUCCAAAUAUCCUGGCUAGACAACCUGUUAUAAUAGAUGGUGGAUGGCAGGAAAUGUCUCCCCCAAAGACAAAUAGAACCAGGUGAAGCAGAAUAUGUCUUUUUUUUUCUUUCUUUUUUUUCUAAAGAACAGUCUUCGUAUCAGUAUUAAUUUUGAAGAUCAUGGCUUCAAACAGCUGUUUUACCACAGAUUUGGUAAUUAGGGAAAGGUUUCCGGCAAUAUCACAGGAAUAUAAGAUGGGAAAUUCUACAACUACACCAUUGAAAAGAAAGCAUGUAAGCCAGAUCUAGAGAGGAUUCUUGCUUCAUAUCUGUAUUUACAGGGUAAAAUUGGAUUGCCUCCCUCCUCCUACAUCUGUGUUCAGAGUAAAUUCGGUGAAAUUUGUUUGUCUGGUCAAUGAAGUGGACACUCUAUGCAGUAAUAAGAGUUGUCUCUCUGUCAAGGCCUUAUCCAAGAAUCUUUAUAGUAAAAGAAACUUCUGGCACUUACAAAUUCAAGUGUAUGUCCAGGAAUAUCAUCUUUGUGUAAUCAGGACUUCUUGCAGCCUGUUUUCUGAUUUCUGACUGUGAAAUCCUAAAUUCAAAGAGUGCUGAUCUGGACGUAAUUACUAUCUUGGUUUAAGCUAAAAAGGCAAUAAAGUAUAUAUAUAUCUGUUCCUUUGCAAUAAUAUUGCCUCUUAUUGUGGAAUGCUGAUACUUGGUUGAUGUUCUUUAGUUUGUUGUGACUUCCUGGAUUAUUUAAUCAUAUUUAUUUAACAGUUUGGCAUGGUGGCCUUUCCUAUGAAUAUUUUUCUUUUGUCACAAUCUUUACAAAAACUAACUGGGCCACAUAGUGUGGUGCAAGCUCCUUACUAAACACCUCUUCAUUAAGUUAUUCUGUCCAUUUUUAUGUAAAAAGCAAUUCAUCAAUACUUUGUAAUGUGCAGCAAAGGUUGGUAGCUUUGUAGGGCUAAACAUAAUGUGUGUUUAAGGACAUCCUAGAUAAGCAUUAUUUGACUUAAGUUACUUAAAAUAUGGCUGAUCAGUGAUCCAAAUAUUUAUUUAAAAUUUUCAUCAAUCUUAUGUAUUAAUCAUAUCAGAAUAUUCUUUUUGUAAUGUGAUUCUUUUCAAAAAAUUUCUAAUUGAAUUUUGUUUUGUUUUUUCCAGUAUAUUUAGUAUUAUAAAAUGAAAUCAAAAAUGAAGAAAAGUAAAAUACAAACUGUUUACAUAAACAAACAUUUGAAUUCUACAUAAACAAUAAUACCAUUGCGUCAUUCUUAUUUGUAUCAACAAUAUAUUCAGCAUUAUAUAAUUAAUUCAAAAGAUAGUUUAAUAUAUAUCUGUCUACCUAAACAAACAGUUGCAGCAUACAAUUAUAACAGUACAGUUACUUCAUUAUACUGUAGCUAUGUAUUCUAGUAUUUCCUUUACAUAAGUUAAGCCAAGUUUUAAUCAAUUUAGAAUAACAGUUCAACUAUUAAAAGUUGUAGAAAGUUGUAAAAAAGAAUGUUGACUAUGUGAUAGCAACCAGUCAGAAACUUUUUAUAUUUGAUGCGUUUGAUUCUGGUGGAUGUCAUUCGUCUUAUAAUGAAGUCCAGGGUAGCUGUACAAUUUUGCUACAAACUUACGAAGAGACAUAACAUUCAUCAUUAUAAGUUCUAAGCAUUUAAAGUGCGAUGUUAACAUCCUUUUUUCGUAAAACAUAGAUCACGUUAUGUUUUUAAUUAUUCACAGGUAAAGUGAUUGGAAAAAAUGGAAAACUCAUUCAAGAAAUUGUUGACAAAUCAGGAGUGGUUCGAGUGAGAAUCGAAGCUGAAAAUGACAAGAAUAUUUCCCAAGAAGAGGUAUGUGUGGGAUGCUUUUUCUGUUUUGACUUUUUUGUUGUUGUUGUUAUUAUUAUUAUUAUUAUUAUUAUUGGUUUUAUUUAUUGGAUGCAAGUUUCAAAAUCGUAUGUAUUGUACUUUCAGCUUGGUUCUAAAUUAUUAGGUCAUUCACAGGUUAAUUCUUAAUGUUCUAUGUUGGGGGUCCAAUUUAUUUUGUGUGUGUGUGUGUGUAUGUAUAUGUGUAUAUGUGUGUGUGUGUGUGUUUUAUCGAUAACACAUUUAUGUUCCCACAUGUACAUCACAUUCUUCUGAUUUUUUUUAAUACAGAUAUUUGAUUUCCUUGACAGCUAAUAGUGCUGCUUCUGUUUUACUUUUAAAACUGAUAAUAAGCAAUAUUAAAGGAACACUAUAGUUACCAGAACUACAGCUUAAUGUAGUUGGUCUGGUGAGUAUAGUAUAUCCCUGCAGGCAUUUUGCUGUAAACACUGCCUUUUGCUGCUUGGAGACAUCUCUAAUGGCAGUCACUGACUGCCUCAAGAGGUGCUUCCUGGAUCAGUGCUGGACAACGUGUUGAACUUUCCUAAAAGAUGCAUUGAUUCAACAAUGAUUUUUCUAACACUAUAGGGUCAUGUAUUUCCUGACUAUAUUGUGUUAAUGUAAUGUAUAUUAAACUUUUAUCAAGCCAGAUAAUUUUCUUUGGGGGGUGGGGGGGGGAGGCUGGUUGGUUGUUUUUUGGGGGGCUGCUGUCUUAGUUAAAGAUUUAAUUAUUUUUCUUUCCCUCACAGGGAAUGGUUCCAUUUGUUUUCGUGGGCACAAAAGACAGCAUUACCAAUGCUACUGUUCUUUUGGAUUAUCAUCUAAACUAUUUAAAGGUAAAUAUAUUGAACUCUAGCUGAAGUUAUUCAUUUAUUUUGAUAGUCUGAAUCUGAUUUAUUAAAGUGUUUCUUUUAAAGCAAAUCUAGCAUGGUGGUACUGUACAUAUUUUUAUGUUGACACAUAUAACCUAAAAAUAACAUAUUUUAACAUCCAUAUGGGAGUACACAUAUAUGCAUACAGACACGUGUUCCAAUCUUUAAUUAUGAAUAAAAUAAUUGUAUGUGUUGCUUUCACUUGCACCUUGACUGGAUUACAUUUUAUAAAUUGAAUGAAGUGGACUGUUCAUCCACCAUCUAAAGUUUAUGGCAGGUCCACUUUUUUGUUUUGUGUCACUGCAGUAUAGAGCUGGUAUAUUCAGGCACAUAUCGAACCGUUUGACAGUGUCUGUUAUAGAAGUCUCAGAAGUAAGACAACAUUUUGUGGCAAUAAAAUAAAUGUACUUUCAACUUUAAUGAAACACUAGGAAGUGGACCAACUCCGCCUUGAAAGGUUGCAGAUUGAUGAGCAACUUCGUCAAAUUGGAGCCAGCUCUAGGCCUCCCCCCAGUCGCCCAGACAAGGAGAAGGGAUAUAUGAGUGAAGAUUGUAGUGGCAUGGGACGGGGAAGUCGUCCUUACAACAGUCGAGGACGCAGCAGGCGGGGCACAGGCUAUGCCUCAGGUAAGUCUUUUUAAUUUAUUUUUUAUUUUAAUGCUGCGCUCUUUGUGUAAUCAUACGCCGCCGCCUCUUUUAAACGUCAUGCGUUUACCACCUUUUGUUCUUAAGUGUCUAUCUUCUCAUGCUAAUUUUGUUCACCUAUUGUAUGCAAUAUCUUGCUACUUUAUAAAUAAUAUGUAUAACUUCUCUUUGUAUUCCUAGCACUAUAGUAUCCCUUUAAACUUUCAAAACACAUGAGGCCGCUGCAGUCUCUUGUAGGAAAUUGUCAGAAUAGGAUAUUAGAAUUUCUAAAUUAAAGAUACUGUGAUAGAGCUUAAUAAAAAUAACUCUUUUGUAGCCAGGGGAGCAGUAACUAGCACUACGUAAAAAAAAUAUUUUGUACCUUGACCUUUUUAUUCAUCGCUAUCCCUGUACUCUGAUUCGCUGUUUAAUUAUCCUAUCAUAUUUUAAGCUCCCCCAUCACAAAUUCAUACACAAUAUUUGUCAGGAAAGUUUAAAGGCAUACACUGUAGUCCCCAAAACAACUCUACCUUAAUGAAGCAGUUUUGGUGUAUUGAUCAUGCCCUCCUGUCUCACUGCUCAAUUGUCUACCAUUUAGGAGUUUAAUCACCUUGUUUUUGCAGCCCUCGUCAGAUCUUCCUGCAUGUGAUCCGUAUGCCUUCCACUUCCUGUAAAGAGAGCUCUAAUGUUUAAACUUUCUGUAUUGCACUGUGCGUUUAAUUUAGAAUUUAUCUCCUGCUCUGUUAAUGGAUUGCUAGAGCAUGUCUGAGCCUCCUGUGCGUGAUUUAAAGUUUUGUUGUAAGUCACAGCCAGGGGAGGUGUGGCUAAGGCUGUAUAAACAGAAGUAAAAGUAAUUUUAAAUCCUAAAUGGCAGAAAAUUGAGCAGUGAGACUUCAGGGGCAUGAUUAAUACACCAAAGCCACUUCAUUAAAGGAACACUAGUGUUUUUACUACACUAUUUAGGUCCCCUGCUCCCCUUAGAUUGCAUGGGUAAAGUAAUUUUACUCACCUUUUCUGUCUCCAUUACGGAGUUAUCAGUAUUGAUGAUCUCAGCCAAUCCAAUACGUUCUCUUAGGCAAACAUUGUGGGGCUAUUGCGCUUGUGCAGCAUAAGACUGCACCAAUCAGCAUAGCCUUAUGGAGACCGUUAAGCCAUUCCAUGCAAGGUGUGGAGAUGCUGAACACCUGAGCUUCACAAUUUAAGCACUGUACUAGGAAGCACCUCUAGUGGCUGUCUGUGUGCCUGCCACUAGCUGUGUACCUUGGCAGCAAUGUAAAAACUGCCUUUUCUCUGCUCAGACUGCAGGGACAGGCUAUGGAUACCAGAACCACUACAUUGCUGAACCAGAACCACUACAUAGCUGUAGUGGUUCUAGUGACUAUAGUAAAAUAUAGUAAAAUAUAUUUUGAUGCCUAUACUAUCCCUUUAAAGAUAAUCAUACUCUGUAUAAUCUGUAUCAUUUCAAUUUUUAAUCUGUUACUUUUUGCUACACAAUAUUUGCAUUCCCUUGGCUUUUCUCUUCAAUUGGGUGUCUAGUAAAUAUCACCACAUAACUGUUUAAUUUUAUGACCAGAAUCUAAAAAUAAAGCAUGAGAUGGCAAAUUGAGUUUACCAACCUUUAGGGAAUAGAGCCCAUACCUUUUUCGAGGGCUGUUGAAUCAUUUUGUGGCGUAAUAUUUUGUCAGGUACGAAUUCAGAGGCUUCUAAUGCUUCAGAGACUGAAUCAGACCACCGAGAUGAACUAAGCGAUUGGUCCUUGGCUCCAGCUGAAGAUGAUCGUGAUAACUAUCUACGAAGAGGAGAUACACGUAGACGUGGUGGAGCACGGGGUCAAGGGUUAAGAGGACGUGGAGGCUUCAAGGGUAAUAUUUUGCAUUUGUUUUUUCCCUCAUAUUGUAGAAAUAUAUGAAGAUCAUUGGAAAACUUCAAAGCAAAAACGCACUGAUAGCUGUAGAUUGAACAGUAAGCACAUUAAAACAGUGCAUCCUGUCAUACCAAACAUGACUUCUUUGUAUUGCUGUUACAUCAUCUUUGCAAAAAAAAAAAGGCAAAUUAAUGUUUUCUACAAAACAAAAAAGGCAACACUAUUGCCACAGUAGGGCCCAUUCAUGCAUCUGCUCAGCUUGGCAUGAGUCGAAUUUGUAGUCAUAUUGGAGACAAACGCAAUAACCAGACUUUCAAUUUGGUUGGCAGUCUAAUAAUCACAAUGUGUAUAACAAUUACAUAGGUAAUGUAGUUAUAUUGUUUAAUUCAUUCUAUGAACUUGCAUUAUUUUAAUCAUUAGCAUAUAUUGACACAGGACAUACUUGAAACCGAGAGAAAUCUCAAUGUAUCUUUCCUGUUAAAAUAUUUUAUAAAUAAAAUAUAUAUAUUUUUAAAUAUAAUAGAAAUUGUCAUCACUAUCUGUCACAUACUAUUUGUCUUUGCCCUUAUAAUGAUGGAAUUGAAAAAGAAAAUGUAAAAAAAUUUUUUUUUGUUUUUCCCUCUUAGUAAAUGAUGACCAAUCACGAGCUGACAACAGACAGCGCAAUUCAAGAGAGACUAAAGCGAGGACAUCCGAUAGCUCUCUACAGGUUAUUAUAUAACAUUUUUAUUAAUACAUAAAUAUGUAGUGUAAAGGUGUUUACAUGGAUAGCUGGAGAUAGGUUGAAGGAGUAAUUAUGAGCUGAAAAAUCCAAAAAGCUUACUUUUAUUCUGGCAAGUAAUAUAAACCUCCAGACUGACAUCACAACACAUCAUGCUUGGUGUUUUGCACUGUGAGGUGCUUAACCAUAAACAACCUGUCCCAGAAUAAACAAUUGUAUGCUUAGCAGAGGAAAACACUUUUCAUAUAAGAUGAAUAGUUGUUUAUAUAGCAUUGCAUUAUUUAUUGUGUCCUCAAUUAAAGGAACACUAUAGUCACCUAAAUUACUUUAGCUAAAUAAAGCAGUUUUAGUGUAUAGAUCAUUCCCCUGCAAUUUCACCGCUCAAUUCACUGUCAUUUAGGAGUUAAAUCACUUUGUUUCUGUUUAUGCAGCCCUAGCCACACCUCCCCUGGCUAUGAUUGACAGAGCCUGCAUGGAAAAAAAACUGGUUUCACUUUCAAACAGAUGUAAUUUACAUUAAAUAAUUGUAUCUCAAUCUCUAAAUUGAACUUUAAUCACAUACAGGAAGCUCUUGCAGGGUCUAGCAAGCUAUUAACAUAGCAGGGGAUAAGAAAAUCUUAAUUAAACAGAACUUUCAAUAAAUAAAGCCUAAAUAUUGCUCUCUUUACAGGAAGUGUUUAUGGAAGGCUGUGCAUGUCACAUGCAGGGAGCUGUGACUAGGGUUCAUAAACAAAGGGAUUUAACUCCUAAAUGGCAGAGGAUUGAGCAGUGAGGCUGCAGGGGCAUGUUCUAUACACCAAAACUGCUUCAUUAAGCUAAAGUUGUUAAGGUGACUAUAGUGUCCCCUUAAGGGAAUGCUCCAAGUACCAUAACCAUUAAUGUGUACUCUGUUCUUUGGGAAAGUACAUAUGUCACUUAAUUUAAUUUGUAAUUUUAAGCCUAAAUACUGCAAUCCAAGACGCGGUCAUGUGGAAAUGAUAGUUGAGAGCAUGUCUGUGUACUUUUAUAAUUGUAUGGUCUUGUGCGUGUGAACAUUUGAAAUAAAUCAGUGUUUGUUCAUUUCAGAUCCGGAUUGACUGCAAUAACGAGAGAAGUGUACAUACUAAAACUCUGCAGAAUGCAUCUAUUGAGGGCAACCGCUUGCGCUCUGGCAAAGAUCGCAUCCUAAAGAAGGAGAAACCAGAGGUGGUGGAUGGCCAACAAUUGGUGGUUAAUGGUGUCCCAUAACCGUACAUGUCUAAAGUCAUCACAAUCUGAAUAAAAUAAACGUAAUUUGCAUUAGAGAAACCUGUUAGGCCAAAGACAAAUGGGCAAGACGAUGCAGGGCAUAAAACAGAGCCACUGUUAGCCUUCUUUCGUUUGCAUUGGCUGUUAACAGUUUUCAAAUGUCAGACAUUGGGAACAUAUUCAAACCUUCUGAGGCUUUCAAGUUCAUAUUGCACUUGACUUAAAAAAUAUUUUUUGUUUAAAAGAGAAAAUAAAUGGGAAAAAUACUAAGAUGUGUGUUGGUUAUACUUGUGUUCAGUUGUACCGUUUUCAGGCAGCUGAUUUAAAAAGAAAAAUCAUAUCUAUAUUUCAAACUUCAAAUUGAAUAGCAGAUGCGUUAAUUCAGACGGUCUUAUGUUUCCAAUUAUGCAUCAUGUCCUAUGUCCUUUUACAGUUUUGGCCCAUUCUACAGUGUCUUAGUGGGACCUAAGAUUUGUGUAAUUACAAACUGUCAUUUUCAUUGGCAAAAAGAAAAAAAAGUUGUAUGAUCUGUGCCUUUUUUAUAUCUUGGCAGGUAGGGGAAUUAUUUGGAUGCAGGAAGUAAGGGAGAUUCUUUGAAAAUACUAAAUGUAAAAUAUAUGUAGCAAUCUCAUCAUUAGAACUUUUUAGGAGAAUGCAUGCUUUCCAUAAUGUUUUACAUACUUAAAAAUCAGCCUCAGCUACAGAAAAUGUAGAAAUUUGGUUUUUGCACUGAAAAAUUAGCAAUGAAUAGUCAUGACAAGGACACAUGUCUUUUUAUAGACAUAAUUGUUGAGGAAUUUUUAUGUCUUGAAAGAUUAAAAUAUCUUUUCUUUUUCACUUUUUUUUUUUUCUUAGAGGUGAAUGCGUACCUAUUUACAAAAUAGUCUUCGUUUGGCCUAAACUGAUCUU